Molecule: messenger RNA, 1110 nt
Organism: Pieris macdunnoughi
Lineage: Eukaryota; Metazoa; Arthropoda; Insecta; Lepidoptera; Pieridae
Source: the annotation of a GenBank genome assembly
AUGGAAAAUUUAAAGCAAUUUAAAAAGAUUCCUAUAUAUGUAGUGGAAGAACAUAACGAUGCCUUACAAUUUGUAUAUUCCGCUAUUGGUGGCAAAAAGUUGCCGUUAGAAGGAAACACAUUAUUGCAUUUGGAUGCUCAUCCAGAUAUGCUUAUAGAUCGCAAAUUAAAAGGGGAGGAAGCAAGAGGAGGGAGGAAAGUUUUGCAAUUAUUACAGAUAGAAAAUUGGAUUGUACCAGCGGCUGCCGCGGGGCAUAUAAACCGCGUUGUAUGGAUCAGACCACCGUGGGCGAACCAAUUUAGCGAUGGAUCACGACUAAUUCAUGUUGGAGACCACCCCGCCACGGGCUUUCUCCGAGUAGAUAGUAAAGAACCCUAUUAUUUAUCGGAUGCUCUAUAUUCGUCACAGCUUGUGAACAAAAGAAAGUUUAUGUUAACUGUCGCAGAACUGAGCAGUCGUAUGGAUUCUAAUGUGCAUAAUUUAUGUAAUCAGCUUGAUAUCCACAACCCAUUUGUACUAGAUAUUGAUCUGGAUUUUUUCAGUACAGCUAAUCCUUUCUUGGCUCUUUAUAGCAAUAUAGGUCUGUAUGAUUUGUUAGAAGAUUUAUUUCAUUUUGAUGUACCUGAAAACGACGAUAUAGAAAGUAUUGAAAAGACGGUUAAUUUGCGAGAAAUACAAUUACUAGAAUUAGAAGAUUUAUUUAUGUGUAUGGAAGAAAAUGGAAAUUUGGAGAAUUACACAGGAAAUAAAGGCUUAUAUUAUGAAAAGGUUUCAGCGUUGGUUCCAAUUGUAGAGGAGGAAGCAAAACGCCUUGGGGAGCGUCCGGACUGGUGGGCUGUGUUCGCUAGUGGGUGUACAAGAGAUCAGGGUGGGCUGCCUCAUCAUAUCAGCUCUGAAGAAUUAAUUAAGGGCACCAUUGAAAUGUGUCUCAAACCAUUUUUACAAGGCUUACCACCCCCUAUUUUGAUUACAAUAGCUAGAUCUACAGAUGACGGCUAUUGUCCUCCACAUCAGGUUGAGUUUAUACAAUCUCAGGUUCUUCGCGCUCUAAAGGAAAUAUAUGUAACAGACGAACCCAUUUUACAUUAUUUAGAUAAGAUCAAGGAAUAA